ACCCAUAGAACGCAAGUUCCGGCGGACUAAGUGUCACUUCCGGUGGAGUGGGUUACUUCCGGCUGCUAGAGUGCGACUUCCGGUGGCCUGUCUAGCACUUCCGGUGAGAUUCAUUACUUCCGGUCCAUAGAGCGCGACUUCCGGCGCACUCCCUGGCGCUUCCGGUGAGUUGGAUCACUUCCGGCCGAUAGAGCGCGACUUCCGGCGGUCCGACGGUCGCUUCCGGCAUCCUGGAGCGCGGUAAGGGCCGUACCGCAGCGCUGAUGGCCGCUCUCGGUCCCGGGCGGUGCCGGUGCAGAGAGCCCCUGCUGAUGCCUGUCCCGGGCUGUGGCGGCUCCGGCCGGAGGAGCUGGCGCUGGGGAAGGUAAUAUUGCAUCAUUUGAACAGCCCGGUUAAAUAACACGCUGUCAUCGAACGUCACGAGUGAGCGGUUAGCGCCCGGGGAGGAUUCCGGUUAUCUGCGGCUGCGGGGAAGAGGAGAUGAAGCGGUGAAAAUAAAUAAUAGGCAGUAAAAACCGGAAUAACGAAAACGUCCCCGCUGCCGGAGACACCGCCACCCGCUCCCUCGCUGUGGCAUCGUACGUCGCGCCCACAACCUGGUCAGGAACGACGCGCUUGAGUUUUUCUGUCUGGAAAAGAAAAGACGGCGUUGUUGGCGUUUGCGUCCGCCGAGACUGCGCGCGCUGCCAGGCUGGCACCGGCGCUGCCUUCGGACAGGACAGGCUGCCAGAGCAGAAUUCCAUCGCGUAAGGGGACACAGCGCUCCCAGCCCCGCAUGGACCCAGGUGCCCACGGCCCCAAGGCAGGAGCGAACCGGGGAGACGCCGGAGCAGCAGGUGACGCGCAGGAGGAGCUCACGGAGACGGGGGGCACGUCCCCCGGGCAGGAGACGGAGCAGGAACGCGACGGAAGUAGCGGGACGUCGCGGUCGCGCCCCAACACGUGCGAGGCGUGCGGGAAGAGCUUCAGCCUGCGUUCCAACCUGCUGACCCACCGCCGCAGCCACCUGGGCGAACGGCCCUACGCCUGUCCGGAGUGCGGGCGCUGCUUCGGGCAGAGCUCCCACCUCCUCACACACCAACGGCUUCACACCGGCGAACGGCCCUACCGUUGCCGCGACUGCGGCCGAAGCUUCAACGUUAACUCGGACCUGGUGAAGCACCGGCGGACGCACACGGGCGAACGGCCCUACCCCUGCCCCGAGUGCGGGCGGCGUUUCGGCAGCAGCUCCAACCUCACCCGGCACCAACGGCUUCACACGGGCGAACGACCCUACCGCUGCCCCGACUGCGGCGAGAGUUUUCGGGACUGCCCGUCGCUCACCAUCCACCGACGCGCCCACACCGGCGAGCGGCCCUACCCCUGCCCGGCGUGCGGCAAAGCUUUCACCGACAGCUCGCUGCUGGCCAAGCACCAACGCACUCACCGCGCCGAGAAAUCCUUCGCCUGCCCCGACUGCGGCAAAAGCUUCUCCACCAGCUCCUACCUGCUGCGGCACCGCCGAACCCACCUGCCCGAGAAGCCGUACCGCUGCGGGGAGUGCGGCCGCGGCUACAGCCAGUUCGCCCACCUCACCACCCACCAACGCGUCCACACCGGCGAGCGGCCUUACGUCUGCCCCGACUGCCGCAAGAGCUUCACCACCAGCUCCGCGCUCACCAAACACAAGCGCGUCCACACCGGCGAGCGACCCUACUGCGAGAAGACCUUUUCCCGGCGGUCGGAGCUGCUGAUCCACCAACGGUUGCACACGGGGGAAAAACCCUACAAGUGCCUGGACUGCGGGAAGAGCUUCACCCGCAGUUCGAACCGCAACGCCCACCAACGCAUCCACAGCGGGGACAGACCCUACAAGUGCCCCGACUGCGGGAAAAGCUUCGGCCAGAGCUCGGACCUGGCGAAGCACCAGCGGCUGCACGCCGGCGAACGUCCCUACGCCUGCGCCAAAUGCGGGAAAAGCUUCAGCUGGAGCUCCGAUCUCGUCGUCCACCAACGCAUCCAUACCGGCGAACGACCCUACAAGUGCCCCCAGUGCGGGAAGAGCUUCAACCGUAGCUCCAACCUCAACACGCACCAGAGGACCCACCUGGGCGAACGGCCCUACAAAUGCGCCGACUGCGGCAAGAGCUUCAGCUACAGCUCGGCGUUCCUCAAGCACCAACGUACCCACACCGGCGAGAAACCUUACCAGUGCACCGGUUGCGGCAAGAGCUUCUUCGAAAGCUCGGCGCUCAUCCGUCACCAACGUAUCCACACCGGCGAGACCCCCUACCAAUGCCCGCACUGCGGGAAGAGCUUCAAGCAGAGCUCGGCGCUCAUCACCCACCUGCGUACCCACACCGGCGAGAAGCCCUACCAGUGCGGCGAUUGCGGCAAGAGCUUCAUCGUCAGCUCGGCGCUCAUCAGGCACCAACGGGUUCAUCUGGGAUCCGGGGGGGUGCCGGUUCUGGUGGGAGCGACGCGCUCAGCGCCGGCUUCUCCCCUUGUCGCUGCAGGUAGCGGGGACCCCCCCCCCCCCCAAAAAAAAAGUGCCACCGACCCCCCCUCACACACACCCCCCCACACAUACCCCAGCACCAUGUCACCGAAGCGCUGCAGAGGGUCCGCAGCCCCCCAAGCUGACCACGGCAAGGUCGCCGCCGCCGCCGAGGCCGAAACCGCGUCCCGCGGCCGCGGCGGGCGAAAACGUAAGGAGACGGUGGUCCGUCAACGCGCGGCCGGCGGGGAGCACCCCAACAUCUGCGUGGAGUGCGGCAAGAGCUUCGCGCAGAGCGCGGCGUUGGCGUCGCACCGGCGUAGCCACGGCGGGGAGAAACCCUUCGCCUGCCUCGACUGCGGCAAAAGUUUCGGUCUGGGAGCCAACCUCCUCCGGCAUCGGCGAACCCACGCUGGCGGCAACCCGCGGAGCUGCCGGGACUGCGGGAAGGAGGUGGGGUCCGGUACCGUCGUCGCCGGAUCAGCACCGCGUUCCGCCGGCCAGAAACCGUACAAGUGCGUCGACUGCGGGAAAAGCUUCGGCCGCCCCAAGCAGCCCCCCGGCAACUCCCCGGCGAAACGGCGUCGCCGGGAUGGUGCCGGCGGUGAAAAGCCGCCGACCGUGGCCAUCCCCAACACUUGCGCCGAAUGUUGGCAAAGCUUCAGCCAGAAUUCGGAUUUGGUGAAACACAUGCGCAUCCACACCGGCGAGAAACCGUACGCCUGCCCGCACUGCGGCAAACGCUUCAACGUCAGCUCCAACCUCAUCCGCCACCAACGCAUCCACACCGGCGAGAAACCGUACGCCUGCUCCGACUGCGGCAAGAGCUUCACCGACAAAUCCACCCUCACCCAGCACCGGCGUAUCCACACCGGCGAGAAACCGUACGUCUGCGCCUACUGCGGCAAGAGCUUCAGCCGUAGCUCGCAUCAUAAGCGACAUCAGCGAACCCACGCCGGGCAAAAUCCCGUCUCCCUCCUGCCCCUCUGGCCGUACCCCAGCCAGCCCUGCUAGGGGGUGGGGGGGGGGACACACCACACACACACACACACACGCGUGCGACACGGGG
Grus americana (Whooping crane) is the source of this 3545-nucleotide messenger RNA. RefSeq names its product zinc finger protein 665-like. Gene Ontology annotation, molecular function: DNA-binding transcription activator activity, RNA polymerase II-specific; RNA polymerase II cis-regulatory region sequence-specific DNA binding. Gene Ontology annotation, cellular component: nucleus. Bases 776 to 3490 code for a protein of 904 amino acids. Gene Ontology annotation, biological process: regulation of transcription by RNA polymerase II. Lineage: Eukaryota; Metazoa; Chordata; Aves; Gruiformes; Gruidae. The transcript is spliced from 9 exons. The record is from RefSeq and is a predicted model, not a curated record.